This is a messenger RNA of Durusdinium trenchii, 1920 nucleotides long. The record is from the annotation of a GenBank genome assembly. NCBI's taxonomy places the organism in Eukaryota, Dinophyceae, Suessiales, Symbiodiniaceae.
GAACCACGUUUCCGGGGCAGAUCGCGAAAAAGCAAGGCAGAUCUUCUCGAGACAGAUGUGCUGGUGAGUUGUGACUUCUUGCCCUUGUCGUCCAUUCAAAAGCUUCUUGGGGGAAUGCAACCAGCUGGCAUUUCAGGAAGAUCUGUAGCGGAUUUGCUUCGUCUUCUGAGUAGCCUUGGAAUCUUGCUGUGGUUUGAUGAGGAGCACUUGCGGAAUUUGGUGAUGUUGAAUCCUCGACGACUUGCAGUUGCCCUGGCAGAUUUGAUGACUCUUUGCUUUGGUGAAGAUAAUUUUGCACAUGGAGACGAAUACAAUGCAGCGUUACGGGAGAAGAAAGGACAAGUAAGUCCAGCGGAUCUCUUGUGGUUUCAAACCACUGGAGUCGCCACACGAGAGCUCAUUCGAUGUAUUUGGUCAGACUUUGAUGAAGCCGAACAAGACUUGAUGUUGGAAAUCCUUUUGCGGCGUGGCUUGCUGGUGAGGCGGGCUGUAGAGGACGAGUUUAUUGUACCUUCUUGCUUACCAAUGGCUCAUUUGGCAGAACCCCUACCAGACAAGAAGGAUGCAGUGCUCUAUGUGGACCUUGGUGGUGUCUUGUCGCCCAAUCUGUUCCCAAUGCUGGCCGAACGCAUCUAUGCAUCACCAGGGAAGUCUGUGGUAGUGAAGCCCGGUCCACCGCAACUCUUUCGUAACAGGUUGGAAAGCUCCGCAGGAGGCAACACAAUCACUUUGUCCCUCUUUCCCGCCAUUUGCCAGCAAGGGAAUUGGCUCGUGAGGAUUCAUGUUCAAGCCAAAGAAAAGGCAGAUGUGGAAGCAAAUCCCAACACGAAGGCAAAAGCCAUAGAGAAGCUACUACUCGAUGUGAUGGGUAUUGCAGGCAGCCGCUCUGGUGCGCUGGACAUUCGCAGAAGACUGCGCUUGGAUGUUGGAAAGGAAGACCUAGAAUCAUUCUGCAUAAGAACUCCUUGCCUUUCUGCAGACUGUAAGAUUUCUUGCGUUCACUGCAAGUUGUGGAACCUGCUGCAGGAGCGCUAUCACGUUGACAUGAAUCCUGAGCUUCAAGACGUUGUCAAGCAAGUUGCUUUGGAACCUGAUGUGCGACCUACCGGUAGCUUCAAGUUCAAAAGUGUGAGAUUCCCAGGCGAUGUCGAUCUCUAUGAAUAUCUCAUUUUCGAAGCAAGAGAUCCGCAGGAAGCACUCUCCUUGCUGUGUGAGACCUUGAAGAGUCGGGCCAAGUCCUUGGAGUUGUGGAAAAACAUUUUCUUCAGCGGGCUCAAAGCGGGAAAGGAUCACACAGGCCAAUACUUGGUUUGGAACCUUGAUGAACUACAAGCGGGAAGGAAGGAGUUGACAGAUUCCAAAUCACAAUCUAUGGGUCACAAGACACUUCAAGAAGCCCUGGAAGAAGGACACAUCACAGGAACUGCAAAGAUGGAUGUUUAUGCGCGGAUCCCACUCUUCAAUGAGCAGAAUCGGCGCUUCUAUCAGAUCACGAAUGUCUUGCGCCUGGGAUACUUGCCGAGAUCUGAUGGUUUGCCGAACGGGAAGGAAUCCAUUCCUGGGAAGCGGUUGUUUUCUAUACAGCCCAUCACCAGAGAGGACGACCACUUACGAGCAGUUGAGCAUGAUUUGCAAAACUAUUCAGGGCCUCAUCCGAAGAUGAUGAAAUAUCUCAAGCGACUUUGGGAAAGGUCUGCGUUCUUGGCACAAAGAGGCUUUGAUUUGGAUUGGCAUGUGAACAUAUUGGAAGCAAUUCAGCCAGUCUUUCAGCAUUGGGUUGCCAGGCUUGGCGCUAUGGCUGAUCAUGUUGAGACGCUUUGGUACAUGUUACGUGACAACAAUCCGAAGGCUCAGCAGAAGGCAUCGGAGGACAUCCAAUCUCUUCGUGCCUUGGAAAAGAGGGAAAAAGGAACCAAAUAA